GAGGACCACGGCGACGCGAUACGACAAUAAUGACGGGCAGGGGCUCGAAGAGGCGGGGGCGCCCGCCCAAGUCUGUGGUGAUGGAGCGGCCGAAAAAGUUCCAGUAUCACCUGAUGAAGAAGCCUAAGUACCUGCAGAAUCGAAGUACGACGGGCGGCUUGUUCGGCGGCGCCGAAACGCCGGGCUCGCAGCCGAGCACGCCAACGGCAUCGCGGCCGACGUCACCGUCGGUCGAGAACGAGGAGAGCAACAAUAAGCGCAACACGAGGAAUCAGCGUAAAUCGCGGACCGGUCGCGAUCGACACUCACGGAAGGGCGGUCACUCCGGAGCCACAGGUGGUGCUUACCAGCGUCGCGGCUACAAUCCCAACGUGGACUAUCACGAUUCCGAGUAUCACUACGGGUCCGACUUCGGCGACGAGUCCAGCGAGAAGAGCGAACCUGAAGAGGAACCAUUACAGAGUGACGACGACUCUUCCGAGAGCAUGGAGGAACCUGAUCCUUCGAGUGACAGCGACUUUUCACUCUCUAGUUACAGCACCACCAGCGGCACUCCUAGAAAAACGCUACUCACCCAGCAGCGACCACCCAGCCCGGAACCAUUGUGGCUGCAGGACAGAGAACUACCGCCACUGGUGUUACCUAAAUCCUCAGACGAUUUGUUGGUCCCCAAAGAGUUGGUCAUGCCAUUGCUCUCCAUUUACGAGGUGCUCAGGCACUUUCGCACUCUGGUACGCCUCUCCUGCUUUAGAUUUGAGGACUUUUGCGCCGCGCUUAUGUGUGAGGAUCAGACAAACUUAUUGGCGGAGAUUCACAUCAUGCUUAUCAAAGCGCUGUUGCGAGAAGAGGAUUCACAACAGACACAUUUUGGUCCACUGGACCAGAAAGACUCGGUGAAUGUUAGCUUGUACUUUGUGGACUCUCUGACAUGGCCAGAAGUGUUACGUUCGUAUGUAGAGAGUGAUAAAAGUUUCGAUCAGAACAUUUUACAAAUAUUAGCUACUACUGAAUAUCCUUUUACUGCCAUCGAGGAUAGAAUCAAGGUCCUACAAUUUUUAACUGAUCAAUUCUUAAUUACAAAUCCUGUGAGAGAGGAUCUACUGCAUGAAGGAGCUAUGCAUUACGAUGAUCACUGCAGAGUAUGCCAUCGACUAGGAGAUCUAUUGUGUUGUGAAACUUGCCCGGCUGUAUUUCAUUUAGAAUGCGUAGAACCACCUCUGGUCGAUGUUCCUACUGAAGAUUGGCAGUGUAGUACAUGUAAAGCCCACAAAGUGAUGGGCGUCAUAGACUGUAUUCCCGAUGUCGAAAAGAACGGAUCAUUAUGUAGACAAGAGCAUUUAGGAUUUGAUAGACAUGGCAGAAAAUAUUGGUUUCUCGCAAGAAGAGUUUUUGUCGAGAGCGAAGAAGGCGAGGUGUGGUAUUAUAGCUCACCCUUGCAAUUAGAAGAACUGAUGCUUGGAUUAGAUCAAAAUGAAAUGGAAGUGGCGCUUUAUCGUGAAUUGUCCGAUUACAAGGAGGAGAUAAUUCGUCAAAUGGAGCUCACAGAGACUCUCACUAAUCAGUUUAAAGGAAACAAGAAAUCGUAUUUGGAAAUAGAAAACAAUCUUAUACAAAAGUUACAAAAAGAACGACAAGAGAAACAGGAGAAAGAGGAGGAGGAGAAAAAAGAAAAGCAGAGACAGGAAGCAGAGGAAAUGAUACGCAAGAUGCAUGAGAAUGCAGAUGCUUUUGAUGAGCGUACGACAGGAACGAUGGAACAAAGUGAAACGAAGACAUCUGGUGAUGAGUCGACUCCAGCUACUCAAGUACCUGAGGUGGUCGGCGAAACUGUCGAAGUCGAUGCUACCGAAGCAUCAUCGACCGCGACAAAUACGGAUAAAACUACGAAAAAUAGCACUUCUACGUCGUCAUCUGAAGAUAUUGACGAAGAGACGUUAGAAGGAGAGGAGAAAAUUGGAAAAGAUGGUAAAAAACAUACUAUUGUGACAAGAUCGAAGACUGGUUCAUUGCAACCGCGAACUUUUAACAUGGAUGAGGUGAAAAGACGGAGCAUGGCACCAUUGUCGAAGGAGGAACAAGAAAAAUUAGACAAGGGUCUAAAAGACUCCGAGAGCGACAGUAAUAUUAGAGUAACGCGUCAAAAAGCACAUCAAAUCGCGUCCGGCACACAUUUAUUUAAAUUGGGCAUGGACAACAACUUUAAGUCGUACGUCAAUCAAUACAGCACUAAUAUCGUCGCGUUAAAUAAGACACAGAGAAACGAAGAACGCGAUAAGAAACGUCACUUGUCGCACAAGUUCUCGCUUACGCAGGCGUCGGAGUUCAAAUGGGUGGGCAGUCUGACAGGUACCCGUGCCUUGUUAGUCAGUACGCUGCGUCAAACAAUUCUACAGCUCGAGAGCAAUAUUCAGGCGUCAUUUAUGCAUACCAAUUGGCCGCUAUUGCGCAAACCAUGGACUUCGGCGGUGGGAGCAUGUGUAAAUCCACGGGACUUUGCGCGUACUCUUAUCGUCUUGCAAGCGUGCAUCAAGUCUGUCGUGUUUGCGAGCGUGUGGCACGAUCAGCUUGGUCAUGUGAAACUCCAACGGGUGACCGCGCUCGAGCGUGAGGAGAAAAAACGUCAGGAUAAGAAAGAGAAAAAAGAGAAAGAGGACGAGGAGGAGCGUAAUCGACUCUUCAACUUCGUCAAGUAUACGCUCGGCUUGAAGCAUCAAGUGUGGAAACAGAAGGGUGAAGAGUAUCGAGUGCACGGUCAGGGGGGUUGGCUCUGGGUGUCGUCCAGGCGCCGUUAUCGAUUCUCGGAUAUGACAAAGAUGGGCUUACGUGCCGGUCCACAGAAAAUUAUGGUGCAGAUCAAGGAUCAAGGUGGCUUGAAAAUACUCGCACUCGAUCCACCCACUUAUGAAUUUCUUAUCAAGGAAUACUGUCCAAGUAAGACAGAGAAUGGUAUUGUGAAACAAGAGAUCAAAGAGGAAGGUGUGGAAAAAGACACAAUAAAACAGGAAUGUAAUGCGGAAAAUAUAAAAAAGGAGCCUACAAUUGAUGGCGAAACUAAAGGCGUUAAUCCAUCCGUGUCGAUAAAACCAGAAACCCAAUCGAUUAAACAGGAACCGAAGACAAAUCUGUCAUUUUUAGCUGGCAUGAAAAUCGAAAAAGUUUUUACCCCAAUUACUGAAUUUGAAGAGAUCAACAUCAAUAAGGCACUAACCACUUCUGGAAGAUUGCACUAUCCAAAAGUUGCAAAAAAGACGAAGAUCGACGAUUUUCUAGCACGUAGAACACAUUUGAAGUUUUUAGAAGAAAGAAGAUUAUUACAAUCUGUGAAGACAAAAGAAGCAAAUCAGACACCAAAUAAAAAAGGUGGAGAUGGCGAUUCCGCAGAAGUCGAUACGGAAAAUCACGAAGAAAACGAUAGUAGUGGCACCAUUGGUGGCGGUGGGGACGGUUCUCUGCAAGGUAUUUUGUCUACGCCCACUGGCAAACAACAGCAACCGCAAGCGAAAAAAAUACCAGUAACAGCUAUCCCUGCGUCCAAGGAAAUGCUGUCAAUUACCAAGCGCAUCCAGCAAGUGCGCUUGCAAUACUCGGCUGCCUUGAAGCUCUGCAAAAACGGCGGUUGUUACUCGCGCUAUUGUAAUAUGAAUAACACUAACAAGAACAACGCCAUACAAGUUAACGCUGCGCAGGUUAUCACUCCGAAUAUCGGCGAUAUUUGUUAUUCACCUUUGUGCAUGCGAAAGAUGCGACUCAAGCGCGAUUUAAUCAUAUUGUUGCGUAAGGCAAAUACUCUGAGCAAUAAUCAGUCUUCUUCGUUAUCGUCACCUCAAGUUACAACAGCUUCUGUGAAAACGGAAACCCCAGAUGAAUCAAAGAAUACGAUUAAACGGGAAUCAGCGGCGAUAUCAACCACUCACGAGAAAACAGCGACAGAAACGAAGGACGCCAGUCCUUCUCCAAAGAAGAUCAAGCUAGAUAAUGAGCAUACUAAUGAGAAAAGCAGUGUGACCACUGUCACAACGAGUAACGUCGUUACAACCACCACAACGAUUACGACGACUCAACAGACGAUAAAGAAUGCGGACGGCGUAACGCAGGAGCAUUCUUCCGUUAAUCGUAAUUCGAUGACCGUCUCAUCGGAAACUACGACCACAAUGACUAACAAGAGCGGUGCUAAAACAGUGAUGAUCGUGAAUCGUAGAGGAAGAACAGUGCAGCGAAGUAUGUUCGUUAAGGAAUUGCAUGCUGACGGGACCGAACGAGUAUACACAGCAACGUCGACGGAGGGUAAGGUGUAUUUGAAAAAAGUGGCAAUCACGACGGCUGAUCGUAAGAAAAAACGCACACCAGUCAAAUAUCCACUCUGCUCGACCUUCUGCACAAAGAACAAGCAGCGCAGUAUAUUGGUACUUCCUCAGCACGAAUUGAGGAAAUUAUCCCGUGUUGGUGGUAAGAUACCCGUGCAAGGGUUCCAUCAUCAAGCCAAGGCAAACAUGUCGGUGUGGCCGUAUCCCUGCCCCAGGCCCUUAUUCAAGACUUGCUGGCUGUACAGAACAGUCGGUUUAAAGUCUCUGGCAUCUGCCGCGAUUCAGCUGAGGAUACUCUGGGGGUGUCUUAGAUGGGAUGACAUGGCGGCCAAGCCAUUGUCUACUGAUGGCAAGAAUCAGAUCACAACUGACACAGAGAUUAUGUCGCUGGAGAUACUAAAACAUCGACACGUUGGACAGUUUCUCGAUAGGACUCAAUAUCUACGUAGAAAGGUUGUUAUACCACUCGAACUUCCAAAGCAAGUCAGAGAAGUAACCUCUAUAAGGAGUGGUCUGAGAAAAAGAAAGCGUCCGGAAUCUCCACAAAGUACUGAACCACAAGUCACUGAAGAGUGGGUUGACGAGGAUAAACUAGAGCUAUGGGAGAUUAAGCAAUAUGGUGACAGGUUAGAGAAGGCUAAUGCGCAGAUUAUUACUAGGAGUCGCUCAGGAGCUCCGCAGUCGGUGGUCGUCAGCGGUGGAAAUAAAACCGCCACGAAUGCCGCCUCCGCGGGUGGCACAGUCGGUCUAACUGGUGACCAGUUGGUCAGUGGCAAAGCGACGCCAGAGGAGAUUAAGGAAAAGAUGGAACAACAAUUACGUAUACAACGAGCAGCUCACCAGCAAAAGCGUGCUUUGGAAAUCAAAAAUCAAUCCACGAACUCGACGUCGCCUGCUACCCAACUCGUCAAAGUUACAGCUAAUUCCUCCCACGAUGGUACAGUUAAAUUGGUUUCGAAAGUUCCGAUUCCGGCAAACCCAAAUAGCACGAAGUCGCAGUUAACUUCUCUUCUAACAACUCCGACACAAAAUAAAACUUUCAUUGGUACACGACGAAUUUAUAUGACAAAAUCUGCUGAUGGAACUACCAAAGUUGUGACCGGCCCCACCAGUAUUUUACCAAAAACUCCACAAACCCCAGGAUUAAACCAGCAAUCCUUGAUCAGGGUGACGCCAACAAGCACUACUAAUUCACCUGUACCAGUGCAACAGAGAGUGCAAAUUCUCAGAGGACCAGAUGGAAAGUUGCAAGUACGCGGUUUGUUACCUGGUCAGCAAUUGGUUCAGAUGCCGGAUGGGAAACUGCAUGUACUGAAUGUAAGCCAAACUGCAGGCACUACAAUUGCGCAAGGCGCUCAAACAAAUUCGACAACUACAACCACUCCACAAGCGAAGACUGUGACUACUGUUAGCACUAAAACGGUAACGGAGAGUACGACUGCGACUAAAUCCAGUCCGAAUGCAAAGGCAACGGUAAAUUCGACAGUGCAACAAGUGCAAACGCCACAACAAACACAAGUUGCUGUUCAACGCGUUAAACCUGCAACUGUAACUCUGACGCCUGCCACAACGACUCAAGGGACGAAGAGUGCCAUCGUGGUCACUAAUACAGGGCAAACCGCGCAGGUAAUAUCUUCUGGUGGACAAGUAAUAAGCGGCAGUCCGAUAAUGGUCACGAACGCAAACCUCGUUCAACAAUUAGCAACAGGCAAAGCACAAUUGACUACGAUUGGCAAUCAGGUUGUGAUACGAAACGCGUCCAACCAAAUUGUGCAUGUAAACUCGGCUAAUGGCGGAUUCAUCGUGAAAGGUACCGUUGCCGCUAAUAAACAAGCUCCACAAACCAUGCAAACUUCAACAGUUGCACAAUCAACCACCACUGUAAACGCGAGCCCAACAACGACCACUGCAACCUCUACCACAUCACCAGUGACGACAACUCAGAGCUCCGCCACGACUCCGACUCCGGGUAGUAUUGAAGCUUCUUUAUUAGCAGGACAACCUCCCGGCACCAUAAUCAAGUGCGUAACAGCGCAAGUUAUCAAUACAGCUGAGGGUCCGCGAAUUGUGCUACAAGGUUUGCAAGGAUCGGAGUUCACGCCGCAGCAAUUAAAUAUGGUGCAGCAACAAGUUAAGCAGCAACUUUUGAAAGUUUUAAAUCAAUCAGCGCAUGCAGCGACCGGCAAGCAAGGUGUCUUGGGACCUACUAAGAUCUAUUUGGCCGUUCAACCAGCUCAAUCGCCCAACAAUCAGCAACAACAAUCUCAGACUUCGCAAGCUUCUCCAGCUACAAAUACUCCAGCAUCGUCAAUUACAAAGCAACAACAGUCUAUAACUCCGCCGUCGUCUACCAGUGAACCACAAAGCAUCACCGAAACCAUUCCAGAAACUCCACAACCAACAACACCAGUAAAAUCAUCGGAAAAACCGAAAGUAGUCGUUCAACAAGUAGGACGUGUGGCAAAUGCGGCAGAGGAGGAUGUGCAAAAAAUGAAUAUAGCUAAUGGUCAGCAACCAACGUCACAAUCCACAAAAGAAGGAAACGAUUCUUCGUCAAAUAAAUUUGUACUCACUCCAGAUUAUAUUCAACAAACGAUUAAAAAUGCUUUGAAACAAGAAAAUCUGAAUCCGGAGAUAGAGGAGAAAUUGUUGCAAUUACAACGUUAUCAGGAGAAGCAAAUGAAGGGUGGCGUAGAAAAUUCGGUGACUAGUAAUCAGACACAUAAUUUGCCCACGGCGACGACGCCGCGUCCGCCAUCGCGCAAACGGCCAGCGCCAUCGUCAAACGUUCCAACAGCGGUAACGACGACGACGCCAAUAAAUACGCAAUCAUCCAGCGACGAUAAAGAUGAUAAAGAUUGGGUGGAGACACCAAGGAAAAGACCUGCAGUAAAACAAGAAAAUCGCGAAACUCCCUCAAAAAUACCGAAACUAUCGGAGGCAUUAGAUAACGUCGAGUCGUCACCUAAAAAUCGAUCAGCAAAAUUGAAAGAUACUCAAGAGCAGCGAAGAAAACAGCAAGUAUAUUCUCGAAUGCAGGUUUUAUUGUUCCGGCAUAAGGAACUCCUUAAAAAAGACAUUCUUAAAAAGAGAGCUUUACUUGAGAAAGAACUUCAAAUUGAUAUACAGAAGGAUCUGUCGGCAGAGCUCGCCACUAGAACGAAAGCGGAGAGACAUAAGCAAGAUGAAGUAAAAGUUGGCAGCGCGAAGCGAAAAGCUAAUGCUCAAGCAGCUCAACAGGUCAGCCCGACUAGUCGAAGUGGUAGCAGACCGAAAAAACACAAGAGUCAAAGUAAUAGUACAACGCCUCCUGGUGGCUCAACAGCUACAAGUCGUAUCAAGAAAGAGAAAUUGUACUGCUUAUGCAGAACUCCUUACGACGAGACCAAAUUUUACGUGGGAUGUGAUUUAUGCAAUAAUUGGUUCCACGGUGACUGCGUGGGUAUAACGGAAGAAAUGAGUAAAACUCUGUCGGAAUUUGUUUGCACAGAAUGCAGACAUGCAAGAGAUACACAAGAAUUAUAUUGUCUGUGUAAACAACCUUACGACGAAUCUCAAUUUUACAUAUGCUGUGACAAAUGUCAAGACUGGUUCCACGGCCGAUGCGUCGGUAUACUUCAAUCAGAAGCUGACAACAUCGACGAAUAUGUUUGUCCAAAUUGCCAACGCAAUUCCUCCGUCAAUUUCGCUAAUAUGAAGAACCUUAACUUAAAAGACCUUGAUUUGUUAAAGAAAUUAAUUAAACAAAUACAGGCUCAUAAAAGUGCAUGGCCGUUUAUGGAACCAGUAGAUCCCAACGAAGCGCCAGAUUAUUACAAAGUGAUAAAGGAACCAAUGGACUUGCAGACUAUUGAAUUGAGGAUAAAUGAUCGAUCCUACAAAAAACUAAGCGAGUUUAUCGGUGACAUGACAAAAAUAUUCGAUAAUUGUCGGUAUUAUAACCCGAAGGAGUCGCCAUUUUUCAAAUGCGCCGAAUCCCUGGAAACGUACUUCGUCCACAAGAUUAAAAGUCUGAGGGAGAAGUUCUCAGAAGGGAAGUAAUUCAAUCAAAAAAUCGAUGUAGUCGUAUGUGAAAUCGAAUUGAAGUGGAAGUACUCAAGGAUUAAUUUAGUGCAGUGCGUUUUAUGAAAAACAGAAAACGGAACGGUUUUGUGCCAGUACAGUACACGUAGCAAAAACUGAAACUCUCGGAAUAGACUUAAAUAUGUAAAAGUAGAGAAGGCACUGGUCUCCGCUAUUUAUUAUAGUUGUGUGAACAUUUUUCUUUCCCCUCUCACUCCCUCACUGCAAUUUACUGAGUUCUCAGUUCCAGUUGUGCUGUACGAAGUGUGAAUUUUAGACCAGAACUUACCGCGCUCAUGUCGCUAUUUGAUUUUAUCCACGAGAAUAUAUCUUUGUUUUGCCGUCUAUAAUAUUGCGUGAAAAAAAGAAGUAAGCCAUAUAGCACAAUUAACGUUUACUUUUUUAAUAAUUACGUUAUUGAAAUAUAAUAUAUAAUUAUGUAACAUAAUUUUUCUGUUUAUCAGCCCUUUUUUAUUCUUUUUUUACACAUGUGAAAAUGGAGGGUUUGAUAGAUUAUAAGAUUUGUUUUACAUGUUCAUUGACCGUCCAAUUUAACCUGUCACAGUUAAUGCAUCAAACCCUUUUUACACUUCCUGCAACACUUCGAAUGAAAGAAUUUCCUUUUAAAAAUUACCUCAGGCAAGUCGAAAUAACAUCCAGAGUUUUGCGUUUUAUGAGGAUGUAUAGAUGAGAAUAAGUUGAUAAGCAUAUGUCUCACGAACAGUGAAACAUUUAUUAAUAAACAGUUAUUAUUAAACUGUAUCCAAACUAUAUGAAACUUACCUCUUUUCCGCGUUACAACUAUUUGUAUUUUUUAUGAAAAAAUUCGAUUCGAGAAAGGAAAAAAAUAAAAAAUUUGUAACACGUGACCUAUCAUGAAUAUAAAGUGACAAAAACGAUGACUUUUUGAAUUGUACGAAGCUAUCUCAUUCGUAGCUAUAGUAUGAUGAGAUAAAAUCGUAACAUGUUCACUUUGAGUCAUCUUUAACAUUGACCUUAUUUUAUUAUUUAUUCCAACAAAAGUGAAUUUUAACAAAAGUGAGUUCUCGCGAUACGCAGAAGUGUAUCAUUUUCUAUGCAACGAAUAAGUCGUGUAACAGUCUCCCCCUCAAAAAUGUGAAGACGGAUUAUCUAACACCGAUGUAGCUAACAAAAUAUAUAUGAGCUUGAAUAGGCGGAAUUCGAAACAGAAGGUUUAAUCCUCAAUAUUAUGAUAUAUAUCUAAAAGAUUAUUUUUUUGUAUAUUGAAAAUCUUUUCCUAUAUACAGAAUAUAUGUAUAAUAUAUAUGUGUACAUAUAUUUAUUUAUAUAGGAUACAUUACCACAGAGGUAGAAAUUGUUUCGUGCGCAAAACAUCACAUUCGAGUUCAUGCUGUAGUCGUAAGUUGUGGUUCAGAAUUCGCGCGCCAUUCACAUCAUGUUACGUUAUUAUUUAUGUAUGUACAUACAAUGUGCGACCGUGAUUUCACAUCCGAUGGUCCGAAUCGCGUAAUAAAGGAGGAUAAACUCCUCGGCCAUCUGUUGAAUACAUUUAAGAUGGUCGAAAAAAAAACCGCUAUCCCAUAUUAAACUAUUUCUUUAUAAUGUAUCCGAUGUGCGAAAGAAAGGGGAAAAAAGGAGCAAGCAGUUGUGUCAUCGUAUAGCCGUAAGACUAUUUUUUAGGAUUACACGCAUAAUAAAUUGUACAAAUUCGUUUAUCGUCUCGUGCUCACACACAAGCUAGCGAUUACGAUUCUAUUUACUUAUGCGUUGUUUUAAUCACAUAAAUAAAUUUUCUAUGAAAUUGUUUAUAAUCGACGACUCACAUUUAGGCGUUUAGAUUGUAAGGAACAGGCAGCAAAGACUGCUUAUGUAUAUAUACACAACACCACACAACUACACAGAUGUGAAAAGAAAAAGAAAAGUUUAUCUCAAAGAGAAAGGCAAUUGUAGAAUUCUUUGAUUUUCAAACAAGGAGAAAAUAAAAAGUCAGUAAAAA
Messenger RNA from Monomorium pharaonis (pharaoh ant), 10344 nucleotides. It is a transcript of the gene E(bx), whose product is annotated as nucleosome-remodeling factor subunit NURF301. Gene Ontology annotation, cellular component: NURF complex. Lineage: Eukaryota; Metazoa; Arthropoda; Insecta; Hymenoptera; Formicidae. The record is from RefSeq and is a predicted model, not a curated record. The transcript has 24 exons. Gene Ontology annotation, biological process: regulation of transcription by RNA polymerase II. Gene Ontology annotation, molecular function: RNA polymerase II cis-regulatory region sequence-specific DNA binding. The coding region runs from base 30 to 8345 and encodes 2771 amino acids.